Psammomys obesus (fat sand rat) is the source of this 1462-nucleotide messenger RNA. Its product is annotated as A-kinase anchor protein 2-like. NCBI's taxonomy places the organism in Eukaryota, Metazoa, Chordata, Mammalia, Rodentia, Muridae. The record is from RefSeq and is a predicted model, not a curated record.
AGGUCCUGGAGGCCACACGGGUUAAUCGGAGAAAGAGUGCUCUGGCCUUGCGCUGGGAGGCAGGGAUUUAUGCCAACCAGGAGGAGGAGGACAAUGAGUAAACUUCCUUCAGCCCAGGAAACUCCUUUGCUAAAGGAGUUUCAGCAAAGAAACAAAGAAAUGAUCAAGUCAGAAGCAUUUUAAUGGACUAUUUAUUAAAGUGCAUACAAGCUCAACAAUCCUCAUGUAGACCAGAAGCUGCAAUACAUUAUGAUUAAAAACAAAACAAACAAUAACAAAAUAAAUCGAAGUGAACAGGAAGUUCACCCAUCAAAAUCUGAGACCCAAGUCAGAAAGGAAAGGAUUUCUUUGUGACUCAAAGAAGCCCCUGGCUUUGGACCAUUCCACAACUGAUCCAAAGGGACACAGACAUGACAGACGAGUCAACAUAGUUGCUGUGGGCAGAACUGAAGCCAGCCUUGGUUGGGUGGUGAUGAGGAGCAAACAGUGAUGUGGUCAUUCCAAGGCAACAAACAGGGCCCAGGCUGGGGCAGCCUAGAGCACACAGGCUGUUCCUCCACACCAGCUUCCCACUCCUUCCUCGACUGAGGCAUUAGAAGUGUUGGGUUGACUCCAUUUUUGCCAGCAGCUAUAAAAACAAAUGGUGUUUCUUUCCAUAGUUGCUCCAAGAGGGGCAGUGAUGAUUCAGUCUCUUACAUGUAAUCAUUUUUAAUUGGGAACACUUAAUGGUCACCAUGUAUAAAAUCCGUAUUUUUAAGACAGUAUCUCUUCAUGUUGCAGAUACAAUCUAAUUCUACAGUAGGAGGUUGAGAAUGGUAGGGGAGAGAGCCAAACCAAAUGGGUUAUUAGCUUUAGGACCUUGUCUGCUUUUACUGUUGACUGAUCAGUUUAGGGAAACACUUUCACAGUUAUGUUUCUUCAUAUGAAAACUAUAUUUAAUGGGCAACAACUAUUUUUAUGAUGGGAUAGGGGAGUAGGAACAUGGAUAAAACCUGUACACAUUGAACAACUUGGUUCAAGAUGGUAGGCGUAUUUUAAGAAUGGCAAUAAUUGAAAAUAAAAUGGGGCAGACUUUGCCUUAGAAAGGUAGAUGAUCAGAAGUAAGGGGUUUAUAACUAUUUUGUAUUUUAAAAUGGGCCUUAGAAGUGGUUGGGACAUAGGAUGGAUUGUUUUUGAUCUGAGAAAGGCAUCAUUAAAGUCAUGGAGGUAGGGAGAGAAAGGGAGAGGGAGGGAGAAAGAGCAGAAAAGUAAGUAAAGAAGAGAGAUUAUUUUUGCUGAACCAGUGUUUUUCAGGAUGACAAAGAGAAAAUUAUAGACUAGAAAUGUAAGUACAGACAUGGAAUCAGCUACAAAGCCUAAAGAUGGUGUGUAUGCCUUUGUGUGCCUGUAUGAAGAGUGUAUGUUCACAAGUUAGGAUAUGCCAGUGUGUGUGUGUGUGUGUGUGUGUGUGUGUGUGUGUGUG